This is a messenger RNA of Schistocerca nitens (vagrant locust), 15731 nucleotides long. It is a transcript of the gene mgl, whose product is annotated as low-density lipoprotein receptor-related protein 2. The transcript is spliced from 60 exons. Lineage: Eukaryota; Metazoa; Arthropoda; Insecta; Orthoptera; Acrididae. The record is from RefSeq and is a predicted model, not a curated record. The coding region runs from base 24 to 13793 and encodes 4589 amino acids. Gene Ontology annotation, molecular function: protein binding; calcium ion binding.
GAGCGACGCAGUGCGGUCCAGGCAUGUUCCGCUGUCCAGAAGGGAAGUGCAUCCCCUCGCUGUGGGUGUGCAACUACCAGAAGGACUGCGAGAAGGGAGACGACGAGUUCCAGUCUUGCCCGCCUCCGGACUGCGAGCCGGGCCAGCUGUCGUGCGGCCAGUACGUCUGGAACAAGACCUACUGCAUCCCGCCGCACCAGCGCUGCGACAUGACCAUCGACUGCGUCGACGGCACCGACGAGGCCGAGUGCACGUACCGGAAGUGCCAGCAAGACGACUUCCGGUGCCGCUACGACGGUGACUCGGGCGGCCCGUGCAUCCCGCGCGAGAAGCGCUGCAAUGGCUACUACGACUGCCGCAACCACCGCGACGAGAUGGGCUGCCCGAACGCGGGCCGCGCCUGCGAGCUGGACCACUUCCGCUGCGCCAACGGCCAGCGCUGCAUCGAGGGCUACCAGCGCUGCGAUCACCGCAAGGACUGCUCCGACAACAGCGACGAGGAGAACUGCGAUUUCCCGCCGUGCCAUAAGAGUCAGUUUAGAUGCGCAAACGCAUUGUGCAUACCGGCUUCGUUCCACUGCGAUGGGUAUAGGGACUGCAUUGAUGGUAGUGACGAGCAGAAUUGUACGGCAAUAGCAUGCCCAGAGAACAAAUUCCUGUGCCCGAAAGGUGGCCCUGACGGCGCGCCACGUUGUAUUUCGAGAUCACAACUGUGUGAUGGCAAAAACGACUGCGAAGAUGGUGCCGAUGAAGAAACAGCCUGCUCUACAAACAGUUGUCCAGCUUUGGGAUGUGAGUACAAAUGUCAAGCCUCAUUGACUGGUGGGAGCUGUUACUGCCCUGAAGGAAGAAGUUUAGCUAACGACAGCAGAACUUGUGUUGAUCUUGACGAGUGCACAAAGUGGGGAUACUGUGAUCAAUUAUGCGUCAAUUCUGAUGGCUCCUAUGCUUGCAGUUGUGUUGAUGGCUACGAACUUAGAGAUCGAAAGAACUGUUUUGCUGUUAAUGGUUCAUCCCUUCAGCUGUACUUUGCUCAUGACCUGUCAGUUUGGCGCAUGAAUAGUAAGGGACAAGACUUGCAGCUCAUAGCUAACUCAACUGGCGCUAGUGGCCUGGACUACCACUACAGGCGCAACCUGCUCUUCUGGUCCGAUACCAAAACUAGAAAGAUUCAUUCUCAAGCUCUGAUGUCAGAAGUAUCCACAUAUGGUGCAAAAGACUUUACGCUUCCUGGUACAUGGGCUCCUGUUGCUCUUGCAGUAGACUGGGUUGGUGAUAAAGUAUACGUAGCUGAUGCUGUUGGACAGAAGAUUGACAUUUUCGAACUGAACGGCAGAUGGAAUGCCAUAGUACUGGGAAGCAACUUAAGUAAUCCUGCUGAUAUUGCGCUAGAUCCUACAGUUGGGUACAUGUUUAUAGCAGAUAGCACUCAGAUUCUACGUGCAAAUAUGGAUGGAACAAAUUCUCGUGCUAUUGUAUCAGAGGCAGCGUAUAAGGCUUCAGGAGUCUCAGUCGACAUCAUUGCAAAAAGAGUAUUUUGGUGUGAUUCACUGCUUGAUUAUAUUGAAACUGUGGAUUAUGAAGGCGGUCAACGAUUUCUUGUUUUAAGAGGACAACCAGUACCAUCUCCAUCUCGACUCACAGUAUUUGAAAAUCGUAUUUACUGGUCUGAUAGCACAAAGCAAGGCAUUGUUAGUGUAAACAAAUAUGAAGGAACGAAAUCGAUAUUAGAUAUUUACCGUAUGAGGGAUGUUAAAGAACCAAAGGCUGUGAAAGCUGUACAUAGCUUAAUUCAGCAACAAGUAUCAAAUCCUUGUCACACAAAUAAUGGUGGCUGUCAGCACAUGUGCAUUGUGACAGUUGGGGAUGCACCAGGAAUUCUCGGCUAUCGCUGUGCAUGUAAUAUUGGGUUCAGGCUAGCCCAAGACCGGAGAAGUUGCAACAAUGUUGAUGAAUUUUUGAUGUACUCACAACAAAGAUUCAUUAAAGGGCGUGUGUUGGAUCCUGUAAUUGAAGGUUUCAGCGAUGCAAUGUUACCAGUUGUCUCUCGUAGAGCGCGAUUUGUUGGUCUGGAUUUUGAUGCUUUUGAUGAAUUUAUUUAUUACUCAGAUGUUCUGCAGGAUGUUAUACACCGAAUUCACCGCAAUGGAACAGGUCACGAAAUAGUACUAGCCUCUCAAAAUGAAGGAGUGGAGGGAAUGGCUGUUGAUUGGGUUUCAAAGAAUCUUUACUACAUUGACAGCAGGAAGGGGACUCUAAACGUGCUGAGCACAAGAAAUGUUACUUACCGAAGAACUCUUUUGAAAAACUUGAAGAGACCGAGAGCAAUUGUUGUGCAUCCAAACAAAGGAUACAUAUUCUUCUCAGAAUGGGAUCGUCCUGCAAAUAUUAGCCGUGCUCACACUGAUGGCAGUAACCUGAUGGUAUUUCGAAAUGUUACUCUUGGUUGGCCCAAUGGGUUGUCUGUCGACUUUGAUUCUGAUCGACUUUAUUGGUGUGAUGCACUUCUGGACCAUGUUCAGCAUUCCAACUUAAAUGGCACUGAUGUCAGGACAGUUAAUUCACGUCUGAUUAGACAUCCUUUCUCCAUUGUUAUACAUAAAGACUUCAUGUACAUUACUGAUUGGCGACUAGAUGCAAUAAUAAAGCUACACAAGUUAUCAGGUGACAAGGAAGAGAUUCUUGUUCGAGAACCAACUACAAAUCGGCUGUAUGGAGUGAAAGUGUACAGUCAUAAGGAACAGAUAUUCAGUGGUAGUCAGCCCUGUGCAUACAAUAAUGGAGGUUGUGAAAAAUUAUGCUUUGCUGUUCCACGCAAUGAAACUCUUGGCACCCUUCAGGUGAAGUGCGGCUGUCCUUACGGGGAGAAGCUAACAGAGGAUGGAUCAACUUGUGCUGCAGACCCAAAUGCUGAGCCACCGGUUCAGGCAUGCCCCAACUCCUGGGACUUCACAUGCAACAACCAGCGGUGUGUUCCAAAGGCUUGGGUUUGUGAUGGUGAUGAUGACUGUCUAGACAAUUCAGAUGAAGAACAAAACUGCUCAAAACCAACAUGUGGUGCCGGAGAGUUCCAGUGUAAAACAGGUCGCUGCAUUCCAAUGAGCUUCAAAUGUGAUUCUGAAAACGACUGUGGUGACUACUCAGAUGAAACUGGUUGUGUAAAUGUGACAUGCGCUCUGUCUCAGUACCUCUGUGAUAAUGGACGCUGUAUUCCUGAAACGUGGAAAUGUGAUUCAGAGAAUGAUUGUGGUGAUGGCUCUGAUGAAGGAGAAUUCUGUAAAGAGAAGACAUGUGCCUAUUUUCAGUUUACUUGUCCACGGUCUGGUCAUUGUAUUCCACAGUCAUGGGUCUGUGAUGGAGAUAAUGACUGUUUUGAUAAUCAGGAUGAAGAAGGCUGCCCACCAAUAACAUGUACAGCAUCACAGUUCAAAUGUGCUGAUUUGAAGCAGUGUAUACAGGAAUCAUAUAAAUGUGAUGGUAUACCUGACUGCAAUGAUGGUAGUGAUGAACAAGGCUGCCCGUCCUUGGCUCCGAAUCAGUGCGACAGUGAGAAACAAUUCCAGUGUAAGUCCUCAGGGAUAUGCAUUCCCCGAUCAUGGCACUGUGAUGGUACACCAGAUUGUGAUGACGGCUCAGAUGAACCAUCAUCUUGUGGACAGAUUGACUGCCAAAUGGGUUUCUUCAGGUGCAACAAUUCACAGUGUGUGUUCAAGGCUUAUAUUUGUGAUGGCAAAAAUGAUUGUGAAGAUGGAUCAGAUGAAGACGCGAGACAUGCAUGUGGCCCACCUCCAUUCAGGUGUGCUUCUGAUGAGUGGCAGUGUCCAGGAGUGACAGGGCGCUGUGUCAAAUAUCACCAAGUAUGUAAUAAUAAACCAGAUUGCCCCAAUGGUGCUGAUGAGGGUCCAGGAUGUGACAGGAACAGCUGUGCAUUCAGAGGACUCCUGUGUUCAAAUACCUGUCUUCAGACACCUUUAGGUGCAGUGUGUACAUGUCCUCCUGGAGAAGUAAUGAGCAGCAAUGAUAGCCUUACAUGCCAAGACCUAAAUGAAUGUGAACCUCCUGGUAUGUGUUCUCAACACUGUCAAAAUACCAAGGGCAGCUUUAUUUGUUAUUGUGAGGAAAACUAUGUACUGGAGAGUGAUAAUCGUACCUGUAAAGCUAUCAAUGAGAGUGGAGCAUUCCUUAUCAUAUCAAAUCGUCAUUCCAUAUUAAUUGCUGACCUGAAAGAUAAUGGAUUGGAAAGGGUCCCAAUUAUCGUUGAGAACGUUGUUGCUACAGCAUCCAAUAUGCAUACUGGGACUAUAUUUUGGUCUGACAUGAAACUGAAGAAGAUUUCACGACUUGAUAGGGGCAGUGAUCCCAAGGAGGUGAUAUCAAAUGGCCUAGAUCUUGUUGAAGGCUUGGCUUAUGAUUGGAUUGCCGGAAACUUGUACUGGCUUGAUUCAAGGUUAAAUACUAUUGAGGUAGCUAAGGAAAAUGGAUCAGACAGGAUGGUGCUGUUAAAGGAAAACAUUACUCAGCCUAGGGGCAUGGCACUGGAUCCUACUGAUAAAGCUCGUUGGUUAUUUUGGACUGAUUGGGGAGAAAAUCCUCGCGUUGAAAGGGUUGGCAUGGAUGGAAGCAACCGUACCAUUAUCAUCAAUACAAAAAUCUAUUGGCCCAAUGGACUUACAUUGGAUAUCGCUAACAAGCGUGUGUACUUUGCAGAUUCUAAACUAGACUUCAUAGAUUUUUGUUCAUAUGACGGAACUGGUCGCCAACAGGUUUUGGCAGCAAGCCAUUAUUUACUUCAUCCACAUUCUCUCACACUUUUUGAGGAUACUGUAUAUUGGACAGAUCGUCAAUUGAAUCGUGUCCUGUCUGCUCACAAGUUCCGUGGUCACAACCAAACUGUGGUAUCACAUCUGAUUUCACAGCCACUCAGCAUACAUGUGCAUCACUUUGCACUGCAGCCCAAUGCAAGCAAUCCAUGUAAAACAGCACGCUGUACCCAGUUGUGUCUUCUUUCUCCUUCUUCACCCACUGGAUAUACCUGCAGAUGUAGGCCUGGUUUCCGAAUGUCAAUUGAAGGGGUCUGUACAGUUGAAGAGACAUCAUUCUUAAUGGUCAUGAGGGCCUCUCAAAUUGUGGAUGUUAGUUUGACACCAGGUGACAAAACAACUGGUUUUCUCACACCAAUUGUGGGUAUUGAAGGAGGAAUUCAAUUGGACUAUGAUCGUAAGAUGAAUACUUUGUAUUGGGUUGAAGGCAAAGAAGAUGAUGAUGAAAAUUGCACAAUUUAUACCACUCCAUAUGGGGGUGGAAACAGAACAGAAUUGUUGGGAAAUGGUGACACUGGAAUUGUUGGUGCCCCAUACACAAUUGCAUUUGACUGGCUUGGCCGCAAUCUGUACAUUGGAAACCGAAUGGCUUCAAAUUUUGAAGCCAUCAAAGUUGAUGGCAAGUCAAAAUACCGUGCCAUUAUUUUAGCAAAUGAUGGCAAUAAAACAUCUGUUGCAAAACCCAAAUCAAUGUGUCUGGAUCCAAAGGAAGGGAAAUUGUACUGGGCAGAUGAAGGUGGCUUUGGUGUGCCAUCCAAAAUAGGAAAGGUUAACAUGGAUGGAACAAACCCAGUAGUGCUCAUAGAGGUGGAUCAACCAGAGGCAAUUACAAUUGACCUUGACAGCCAUAUACUGUACUAUAGUAUACAGUAUCCUCCAAGUAUAAAUAUGAUAACCACUGAUGGAGUAGAUCAAGGAGCACUCCUCAAGGAAGAUAAGAAUGUAGCAUUACCAAAGGCUCUGGGUGUAUUGGAUAGCAGAUUAUAUUAUUUAGAUCCUGUUUUCGAAAAGAUUGAACGAGUGGACCUGCCAACUGGAGGGAAUCCGAAGUUAAUACUAGAUAAUGAACCUGAUCUGAAAACAUUCACAAUAUUCAGGAAGAGACAAACUGGAAAUCAUCCUUGUGUGGCUAAUAAUGGUGGGUGUAAUCAGUUGUGCAUACCCAGUGAAAGUAAUAUGAGAGUGUGCAUGUGCUCUGUUGGUUACAAGAAAGAUAAUGAAGUGAGCUGUGUGCCCUACAAGACAUUUGCUGUAGUGUCACAACUAGACAUUACAAGAGGCUAUAGCUUGAAAGAUUCAGCAGAAGCUAUGGUUCCAAUUUCUGGACUAGGGCAUCACAUCUUGCAUGUUGACGUUCAUUAUGCUGAAAACUGGAUCUACUGGGUGGAAUUCAAUAGAGGUAUAUGGAAUGGUAUUUUCCGUAUACAUCCAAAUGGUACAGGUCUUCAACCCGUCAUUAAAGAUGGAAUUGGUUCCAAUGGUAUACGAGGACUUGCAAUUGACUGGGUAGCAGGAAACUUGUAUUUCACGAAUGUCUUUCCACAUGAAAAUUAUCUUGAAGUUUCCUGGCUUGAUGGUUCAAACAGGAAAGUUCUUAGGAAAACAACUACUGAUUCACCAAGAGAGCUUGCAGUAAAUCCAGUUAAAAGGCUCCUUUACUGGAUUGAUUAUGGACAGUACCCACGAAUCGGAAAGGCUUUGCUAGAUGGUUCAAACUGGUCCCCUGUUGUCACAUCAGGUAUCAGCAAUCCGAGAGAUCUCACUGUGGACAUGCUGACUCAUGAUGUGUAUUGGGUUGAUUCAAGACUCGAUAUGAUACAAAAAAUUUCAUAUAAUGGUGGUAACAGACAGCUUAUACGACGUAAUUUGCCCAAUCCAAUGGGAAUAGCUGUACACGUGGGUGAUGUAUAUUGGGUUGAUCGUAAUCUAGCUACAGUUUUCAAGGCAUCAAAAGUGCCUGGGAAUAAUACAAGAGCCAUCUCCCUCCGAACAAAUCUGCCACGUCUAAGAGACAUCGCAAUUUAUGAUCAGUUAAACCAACCACGUGAUGACAGCAAUCCUUGUGUGAAAUUAGGAAAUGGAGGCUGUGAGCAACUAUGUUUUUCAUUCCCACCAGAUCCAAAUGGUGGAAAACCACAGUUUAAGUGUGACUGUGCUACAGGAGAGCUGUCUACAACAGGAAAUGGACGCAAAUGUGAAACUGUAAAUGAAUUCUUGGUGUUUGCAACUCGAACAGAAAUAAGGGCCAUUAGUCUGGAUCCUCAAGUUACAACGUAUCCAUUCAAGCCUGUGGUCAAUUUAACAAAUGUUGUCGGAGUUGAUUUUGAUUUUGCUGAUCAGAGACUACUAUUUACGCAAAUUCGUCCCUGGGCAAAGAUUGCAUGGAUUCCAAGUGCAAAUCCAUCAAGUGAGACUCAUACUAUUUUAGACAAAGGCAUCAACCCAGAAGGAAUCGCAUUUGAUUGGACACAAAAGAAGAUUUACUGGACAGAUUCUUCAAAUAGUAGCAUCUAUGCAAUGAAUUUUGAUGGAACUGAUCUUGUAAUGAUAGCUCGAGUUGAAAGACCAAGGGCUAUUGUUAUUGAUCCUUGCAAUGGGUCCUUAUACUACACAGACUGGGGACGAUUUGGGACAUCUGGUAAAAUUUAUCGCACCACUAUGGCAGGUUCUCUUAAGAAAGCCAUCAUUGACAAAGACCUGUCACAACCCAGUGGUCUUGCUAUUGACUAUGAUGACCGGAUGCUUUAUUGGACAGAUGCUGUUCGUGAAAAAAUUGAGAGAUCAGAUCUGGAGGGCCAGAAUAGAGAGAUUUUAAUAACGGCCACUAUUUAUCCAUUUGCUAUCACUGUACAUGGACAGUAUAUGUACUGGACAGACCUACAGCUCCGUGGUGUCUACAGAGCUGAAAAACAUACUGGUGCCAAUAUGAUAGAAAUGGUAAAGCGGCUGGAUGAUUCACCUAGAGACAUUCAGGUUUUCUCUUCACUUCGACAAGCAUGUGUAGAAAACUCAUGUCACAUAACCAAUGGAGGCUGUGAACAGUCCUGUCACCCAGGGCCCAAUGGAACAGCAGAAUGUAAAUGUGAUGGCGACUCCAAAUUAGUAAAUGAGAACAGGAUGUGCGUGCCAAAGAACUAUUCAUGUGACGCAAGUAAAUUUUACUGCAAAAAUGGCAGGUGCAUUUCACGUAUGUGGGCAUGUGAUGGAGAUGAUGAUUGUGGUGAUAACAGUGAUGAAGAUGUUUACUACUGUGCGUUUCAUUCUUGUGGCUCCAAUGAAUUUCGAUGUGCAAAUGGAAGAUGCAUUUUCAAAACUUGGCAAUGUGACCAUGAAAAUGAUUGCCGUGAUGGUUCUGAUGAACUAGAUUGUGAUUACCCACCAUGUGCUGCUGGAGAAUUUACGUGUGAAAAUCAUAGAUGCAUAGAUAAAUCUCAGGUUUGCAAUGGAGUGAACGACUGUAAAGAUAAUGCAACAUCUGAUGAGACACAUGACCUGUGUCCACGAAAUAAGACAUGCCCUCCAAAUCACCUUAAGUGUGAGAAAACAAAUAUCUGUGUGGAACCUUACUGGCUUUGUGAUGGAGACAAUGACUGUGGUGACAACAGUGAUGAGGAUCCGCUGCACUGUGCAGAGAGAUCUUGCCCACAAAAUAGCUUCAGAUGUCCUAACCACCGAUGCAUACCUGCUACAUGGUACUGUGAUGGUGAUGAUGACUGUGGAGAUGGGUCAGAUGAGCCACCCGAGUACUGCAGGCUGGAGGGUCGCACCUGUUUUGGCGAUCUUUUCACUUGUGAUAAUGGAAACUGUAUUCCAAGGAUCUACAUAUGUGAUGGGGAUAACGACUGCCUUGAUAAUUCUGAUGAAGAUAAGCGUCAUCAGUGCAAUGAUAGAAAAUGUGAUGAGGAGACAGAAUUUACGUGCAAUGAAAAUAAGAAAUGGAAUCGGGCCCAAUGUAUUCCCAAGAAAUGGCUUUGUGAUGGUGACCCAGAUUGUGUUGAUGGGGCAGACGAAAACUCGACCCUCUUGAAUUGCCCAACUCCAGCUCCUUGUGGUGAAGGACAGUUUAAGUGUGCCAAUGGACGCUGCAUUAACAAGGGUUGGGUAUGUGACCAUGAUAAUGACUGCGGUGAUGGAACAGAUGAGGGGAAAUUCUGUAAUUCUCAGUACAAAACAUGCAGUCCUCAAGAAUUUACUUGUCAAAACUUCAAAUGCAUUCGUCGUGCCUACCAUUGUGAUGGGGGAGAUGACUGCGGCGAUGGCUCUGAUGAAUUCAGUUGUCCAGAGAAAAAUAACACAUGCCCACAAGGAAAAUUCCGGUGUAACAAUGGAGACUGCAUCGAUAGCAGUUUGGUGUGUAAUAAGGUAUCUGACUGUUCUGACGAUUCUGACGAGCCUCUGCAUUGCAAUGUUGACGAGUGUGCCAAAGUAGAAGUGCAUCAGUGUGGACAUAAGUGUGUGGACACACCCACAGGAUAUUACUGUGAAUGUAACCAAGGAUACAAGUUAAUGCCAGACAAUAAAGCUUGUACAGAUAUAGAUGAAUGUUUGGAAACCCCUGGAGUUUGUUCACAGUACUGUUCAAAUACGCCUGGUUCUUAUUACUGCAAAUGUAAUGAUGCAUUUUAUGAGAGAGAAACAGAUGAACAUACAUGUAAAAGGAGAGAUGGCACAAAACCCUGGCUGAUAUUUACCAACAAGUAUUACAUACGGAACAUGUCACUGGACGCCACACAAUAUUCAUUAGUCCAUCAGGACCUCAUGAAUGUAGUAGCACUGGAUUUUGAUUACAAGGACCAGUACUUGUACUUCUGUGAUGUCAGUGCUAAGACAAUCUAUAGAUCUCCAAUUGGUAGCACAGACAACAACCAGACAAAGGAGCCAGUUAUUCGCCAUGAUAGUCACGGUUUGGAGGGCCUUGCUGUGGACUGGGUUGGCCGCAAGCUGUAUUGGCUUGACCGGCACAGUAAGAAUCUGGAUGUUGCUGAACUGGAUGGCCGCAGCAGGAAGACUAUCAUGUCUGGCAUUGCAGACCCACGUGCAGUUGUAGUGCAUCCUGGCAUUGGUUACCUCUACUUUACCAGCUGGCAUCUGCAGGCUUAUAUUGGAAAGAUUGGUAUGGAUGGCUCUAACUUCACAAGAAUACUGAAGUGGGAUCAAGACAUUGCUUGGCCAAAUGCUUUAACCAUUGAUUAUUUCACCGAUCGUCUGUAUUGGGCAGAUGCACAUCUUGAUUACAUUGCAUCUGUAGACCUGGAAGGCAGGCACAGACAUGUGGUGUUAUCUGGUCAGCAAGUACCACAUGUAUUUGCAAUAACUUUAUUUGAUGAUGAUCUGUUCUGGACAGACUGGAACCUUAAAGCCAUCAGUCGAGCAAAUAAAUUUAAUGGGCAUAACUUGGAAGUAAUUCGCAAUACCACGCACAGACCGUAUGAUAUUCAUGUGUUCCAUCCUCUGAGGCAGCUAGCAUACCACAAUCCUUGUGGUAAUGGGAAUGGAGGUUGCUCACAUUUAUGCCUGCUAGCUCCAGGCUCAGGACAGUACCAAACCCCAGAGGGUUAUGGAGAAGGUGAGGGUACUGUUGGUUACACUUGUGCAUGUCCCAAUCAGUUUUUCCUCUCUCCUGCGGAUAACAAGACCUGCAUUGCCAACUGUACAGUGGGACAACAUCGUUGUGGUGCACCAGAUGAGAGUUGCAUCCCAUGGUUCUGGAAGUGCGAUGGGGAAAAAGACUGCAGGGAUGGAUCAGAUGAACCUUCAGAUUGCCCUGGCCGGCAGUGUCGUGCAGGGACGUUCCAGUGUGAGAACGGAAACUGUACUGCAACUGCCACUAUAUGUGAUGGAGUUGAUGACUGUGGAGACAAUUCAGAUGAGAAAAAAUGUGAUUUACCAUGCCCUGAUCUUGAAUUUAAGUGCAAAACCACUGGACGAUGUAUUCUCAAUGCCUGGAAGUGUGAUGGUGAUGCAGAUUGUAAGGAUGCCAGUGAUGAAGAUCCUGCAAUAUGCCGAAACCGACAGUGUGAUCCUGAAACAGAAUUUUCUUGCAAGAAUGGCCGGUGUAUCCCUAAAUUGUGGAUGUGUGAUUUUGACAACGAUUGUGGUGAUGAUUCUGAUGAACCAGCUUAUAUGUGCAGGCAGCGUAACUGUACAAAUGGGUGGCAGCGUUGUCCCGGCCAUGCAAAUUAUCGUUGCAUUCCAAAAUGGUUAUUCUGUGAUGGAAAGGAUGACUGCAGAGAUAACAGUGAUGAAAUGGUAGAGAACUGUCCGAAAUGCCACGAGACAGGUGAUUUCCAGUGUAUGAACAACAGAUGCAUUCCAAGGCGGUGGCUAUGUGAUUUUGAGAAUGACUGUGGUGAUAAUAGUGAUGAACAUGAAUCCGUGUGCAGUGGAUCAUACAGGGAAUGUUCAGAAUCGGAGUUCCGUUGUGCAAAUAACAAAUGUAUUCCAACAAGAUGGCGCUGUGAUCAUGAUGAUGAUUGUGGAGAUAAUUCAGACGAAGUAAACUGUGCAGGAUUUCAGUGCAGGAAUGGAACAUUCCAGUGUGCUAGUGGCCACUGCAUUGCAGCAUAUUUCAAGUGUGAUGGAGACAGAGAUUGUCUGGACAUGAGUGAUGAAAUGCAUUGUCCACCACGAUAUCCUAAUGGUAGAUAUUGUCCCGAGAGUAAAUUUGAGUGUUCCAAUCAUCUGUGCGUGAACCAAGGGGACCUCUGUGAUGGAACAGAUGACUGUGGUGAUAAUUCAGAUGAAAGUCCAGCAUUGUGCAAUGACUUUAACUGUGAUACCCUAAGAAGAUUCCAGUGUGAUAAUCAUAAAUGCAUUCCAAGAUAUCAGGUGUGCGAUGGAGCAGACAAUUGUGGUGAUGGAAGUGAUGAAAAUAAUAUGACAUUGUGUGCCUCUCGUAUCAAGCCAUGCAACCAUUAUUCAGAAUAUCACUGUGCAAAUAAGAACUGUGUUGACAAGAAAAAAUUGUGUGAUUUUGCAGAUGACUGUGGUGACAAUUCUGAUGAGCUUGGUUGUCACCAUUUGAAAUCAUGCACAGAAGCAACAAGAGGAGGAUGUGAACAUCACUGCAUCAAUAUAACUGGUGGUGGAUAUAUCUGUGCUUGCUACAGUGGGUACAUUAUAUCUCCUGAAAAUAAAAAGAAAUGCCUUGAUAUAGAUGAAUGUGAAUCUGGGACCCAUCACUGCUCACAGACUUGUACCAAUCUAAAUGGAACUUUCAGUUGCUCCUGUCGAGACGGGUUUGUUCUCUCUGAUAGACUGAGUGGUGUAUGCAAGGUGGCAGAUGGUGGUAUUACAUUACUUUUUGGCAAUGGACCAGAGAUAAGAGCAUAUGAACCUAAAGAACGAAGAGCACAAAAUGUAAUUCAGAACGAGAAGAGGAUUGAAGCAAUUGACUAUGAUCCAAGAAUGGAAUAUGUGUUUUGGGCAGAUUCAUAUGAUAAAACAAUUAAGAGGUCAUAUAUGAUUAAUGCUAAAAAUGGAGAAGUAAAAAUGGGAUAUGCUCAAGAUCUGGAUAUGAAAGGUAAUUCAAAGCCAACUGGCAUUGCAGUGGAUUGGGUUGCAGAAAAUCUGUAUUGGACAGAGACUGAUCGUUCAGGCAACAAACCGAGAGGCAGAGUAAUGGUUGCAAAGCAAGAUGGACGCUUCCGCCGCUCCCUUGUGUCGACUGGACUGGAAUCACCAACUUCAGUGGCUCUCGAUCCUCAGUUAGGCCGCAUGUUCUGGGCUGAUGCUGGGGCAGCACCAAAGAUUGAGACAGCUUGGAUGGAUGGGAGCAAACGCAGGCCACUGGUCACAGACGGUAUCAGGCACCCGACAGGCCUCGUUGUUGACUACGCUAUGGACCACACGUUAUAUUGGGCCGACACUAAACUGAACUACAUUGUGAGGAUGCGACAAGAUGGAUCCAACAGAGUUGAUGUUUUGAAAGGAGAGUCCUUGCGUCAUCCCAUAUCAUUGGAUGUUUUUGAAAGCAGCCUGUAUUGGGUGAACAGAGACAAUGGAGAACUUGUCAGACAGGACAAAUUUGGACGUGGUGUUCCAGUAGUAGUUGCAAAAGAUAUUGAAAGUCCAUCAGGAGUGAAAGUGUACCACAAACUUCGUUACAACAUGUCACUGAUUGAUCCUUGCUAUAAUAGCCCAUGUUCCCACCUGUGUGUUAUUGUGCCUGGUGGGCACCGGUGUAUGUGUCCAGACAAUACACAGACACACAAAGGCAACAAUGAAGUGCAGUGUGAUGCACCUAACGAAGAGCCACAUCCAGAACCACGGAUAUGCAGGUGUCAGAAUGGCGGCGUAUGUCAAGAAGCAGAUGACGGUUCCAGUGAUCUUGUUUGUGAAUGUCCCAAAGAAUUUGCUGGCAAAUUCUGUGGAACCUAUCUUCAGCAUGCAACAGAAGGUGGAUCUGGACCUAAUACUGCAACAAUUGUUGUGCCUAUUGUGGUUAUUCUUCUUGUACUAGCAUCUGCAGUGGCAUUGUUUAUAGUUUUCCGGAAGCAUCCAUUUGGAAAGGCUCCUGGCCUCGGUGGACUAACGAAUUCCCAGAGUGUUUCCUUCAGACAAGGAACGAAUGUUGAAUUUGGCUCACCAGCUUUUGCAGCUAAUGGCCCGCAAGGGACACGAGUAGAACCAAUAGAUGCUGAAUACAACAUGCGUGAUGUUGGACCAAAAAAUAGAGACUUCAGCAAUCCGAUGUAUGAUGCCCUUGGAAAUGUAACUGGAGGACAAACUGGAAAUGGAGGCGGUGGUGGAGGGAUAUACGAAGUUCCAGCAGAUGUUGCUAAAUCAAAAAUUGGAAGCAAUGGAGAAGUAGAUAUGAUGCCUGAACCAGCAUCAGCUAUUCUCGCACCUUCAAGUAUAAUUCAGAAAUCCUCACCUCAGAUUCACAUCAGGCACAGAGAACUGGAUCCCACCUCUACAGAUACUGGCAAAGACACUCAAAAGCUCGUAGAGGAGGACAAAUCAGAAUGCUGAAAUAUGCACACACCUAUUGAACUGUUAACACGACAAGUUCUCUGAGAGAAUUCGGAUACUGCGUAUCUCAACCAGUGUGGUGCAAUUAUUAUACCAACUGAAUAUUUACAAACUUGAUUGUGAAAGGACAUCACUGGUAGGCUGUGUGUUAAUAAUUGACAUUAAAAAUGUAAAUAUUCUUAACUUCAAUGCAGAAGUCAUAAUGAAGACAAAGGCAGAAAUACUAUGAUAUAUUUUCAUAACAGGUACAUAUGAAUUUGUCACAAGAUAUUUCUGUAGAGGAUCCUGUUGUCUCUGUUAAGAGCUUGUGCAGUAUUACAAUUUUUAAAUCUGUUGUGCAUCCCAGGAGUGUGAGAAAGAAGUGUAUAUUGUUGAUAUGUUUUAUUGUUGAAGUUGAAGCAGAUUUGUGAAUAUUCAUAUGUAAAUAUGAUCAGAACAUCAUUUUAUGCGAGGCUGCAGCUAAUACUCUAUAAAAGCAGAGGAAGACUGACUGGACUAUGACACUUUGAUAUCAGGGCCGUAAACUGUAAUUCCUCCCUGUAUUUUAAAUUACUUCCCACAAUCUGAAAAUGUUGAAGGUCUUAACAACUUACAAGUGGCACAGAAUGAUAACUAUCAUUAUAAAUAGUGCAGAGUUAUUUUUAUAUAAAUGUUGCAUGUAAAGUAUGCAUACAAAUGUGGCAUUCCAAUGGGCCAAACAACUAAGUAAAAAUCUUCCAUUAGUAUAAAAAAAGUAUUCCACAUGUAAUUUAAGACAGGGUAACAGUUUUGAACAAAAUUUUAUCCUGUAUGAAUUUACAUAUCUGUUUCCUAAAAUGUGGAAAUCUAUAUUUCUGUACAUACUUCAGACCUUUACAUGGGACCAUUUAUGACACUUCAUCACUGUUGAUCUAAAAGUAUGUUUUGUUGUGUAAAUUUUUGAUUUGUUUUUAAUGUUAAAAUAUGAAAGUUUAACUAUGCUGUUGAAAUUCCAAACAACUGCCUUAUUUAUUUCAUAAGGAUACGGGUGCUCUCCUGCACACUUUCCCCUAUGCAGUGUUUUGAAUUAAGAUUUGUGAAAAUACACAAAUAUUGUAAUGAAACCGUCCAUGUUCAUCUUCUUUGUAUGCAAAGUUUUUGAUUUUAACAAAAACUUCAUACAGGAAUAUGGAAUUAUAGUACUAUAUAAAUAUAUUUGUUACUCCUCCAGAAUGUUUCCCAAAAAUUAGUGGAUUUUGGGAACUGACAGUUGUGAUAACCAUUUUUGUCACCGAGCACAAAUGAUAAAGUGGAUGUUAUUUUUGUAGAUGAAUAGCAAAUUUUAUUUUGUCACACAAAUGUGGCUCCAUAUGCAGCUUUGCAGUUGUAAAUCUCUUUUGUGGUGUGGUAUGCUCUAUAUUAUUAAAAAAGAUGAAUAAGAAAUUAACAGGAAUUCAACAAUGCUGUGGAAAAACUGGAAACUAAUUUGUUUGCUGGACAUUUCUAUUUAAAAUGUAAUAUGUUUUAAAUUAUUAGUGCCAACACAUAAAUAAUUAAAGAAACCUUGGAAAUACUCUGGCAAAAGUUAAGGGAGAUGUUUAAGAUCAUGUUGUUCUUGUUUCAGAAAUUGUAUUAUAUUUAAUGUGUGUCUAUAAUUAAAAACAAGCAACUGAAGGCAUAGUGAGAUGACAUGAUUUCUAGAAGAUCCAUAGCAAACUUGUAACUAAUAAAUGAGAAUAAAUGGCCAAUUACAACUGCAAAAUAAUAUGAAAUACAUUUAAUUUGUGUGCAUUUAAAUCUUCAGCUUGUUACCAAAUUCUGUGAUAUCAGAGCAGUAAUGUUAUCACAAUUCAAGCUUUUUAGAGUAAUUACUGAAUAAUUACUCAUCAUGUAAAUUCUUACAAUGACCUGUACCAAGAUAUUGAAUAUUUUUUUACAAAAAAAUGUAAUAUAUUGACUGAAAAUUGUCAGCCUGAAAUA